Molecule: messenger RNA, 2139 nt
Organism: Phalacrocorax carbo (great cormorant)
Lineage: Eukaryota; Metazoa; Chordata; Aves; Suliformes; Phalacrocoracidae
Source: RefSeq, a predicted model, not a curated record
UUGUCUUUUAACAGCUACCUGAAGUUUCUGGCAGUAAAGUCGUCAUGGCAGACCUGGGCUGCAAAAAACCCAGCGACUGCACCGUCUCCAGGCUACUCAGCGUAGUGGAGAGUGAACUCCGGGCUGGGAGAGACAAAGGCGACCCCACUGAGAAACAGCUCCAGGUUGUCUUAGAGGAUGCGACGCUCUGGCAGAGAUUCAGGGAAGUCACUAAUGAGAUGAUCGUGACCAAGAACGGCAGGCGGAUGUUCCCUGUUUUGAAGAUCAGUGUAUCAGGCUUGGACCCAAACGCCAUGUAUUCCUUCCUGUUGGACUUUGCUCCUACUGAUGGCCACCGCUGGAAGUAUGUCAAUGGAGAAUGGGUGCCAGCUGGGAAGCCAGAGCCACCAAACCACAGCUGUGUCUACAUCCACCCAGACUCUCCCAACUUUGGGGCCCAUUGGAUGAAAGCCGCCAUUUCCUUCAGCAAAGUCAAGCUUACCAACAAGCUCAAUGGGAGUGGGCAGAUAAUGUUGAACUCCCUGCAUAAAUAUGAGCCCCAAGUACACAUAGUUCGCGUAGGAGGCCCCCACCGGAUGGUGAUGAACUGCUCCUUCCCUGAGACGCAGUUCAUAGCUGUGACUGCCUACCAAAAUGAAGAGAUAACAGCUCUCAAAAUCAAGUAUAAUCCCUUUGCCAAAGCCUUCCUGGAUGCAAAAGAAAGAAACCAUCCUAAGGAUGCUCCAGAAACGGUCUCUGAAGGUCAACACAUGACAUACUCUCACUUGGGUGGCUGGUUGAUUUCCAACCCAGAUACAAUGUGUGCACCAGGAAGCUCUAAUUAUCAGUACACAGCACCUUUGUCCCUGCCAGCGUCACACACUCCCCACAGCUGUGAGCGAUAUUCAGCGCUGCGAGGGCAUCGGGCUGCUCCUUAUCCACCUUCUUACAUGCAGAGAAAUCAUUCACCUACAGUGAAUUUGUUGGACAGCUCCAGUAAUAAUCUUCAGGUAUUCUCAGGACAUGACAGCUGGACUUUGCCAUCCUCUCCACAUGCCAAUUUGCUCUCAGUGCCACACACAAAGGGAGCUGCCAGCCCUGGACCCAGCCACUACCCUUGCCUAUGGACGGUGAGCAACAGUGCUGUGAAUGUUGCCAACCCAGGAAGCGAGGUGAACAGCAGCUCUUCAAGCAUGUUUCUAAGGGGUAAUGUCCCCUUACCCACGCAUUCAUCAGUCCAAAUCCCUCUGCAGGGAACAGUGUCUGGCAACAUGGAAACGCAAGGGGAAACCGCUCUAGCCAGACUAGCCGACUCUGCAUGGACAUCCUCACACUCCUUUUAAUGGACAGGCAGCUCAUGGGGGUUGCUCAGCCAAACAAGACGACAUGAAUGGCAAACGGUCUGCUAGAACUGCAGCUCAGAGCGGGGAUGUGUGUGCAGAAAACCAACUCCAUCAAACAUUGCUUUCCAUAAUGUGUCUCUUGUGUGCCAGAGAAGCCAAAAUGCAUAAUGCAAAGGCAGGAAAUGUUAUGGGAACCGGCUUAUUACUGUAACCUUUAUGUAUCAUUCAGGAUGAAGUCAUGAAAGGAUCUUUAUAGUUAGUUUUGCUUCUGUGUCACAUGAAAAUGGUCAAGCAUGGGACUGAGUGAAGGAAACAUGGCAGCUGGAUAUUUACAUGUCAUUUUAAAAGUCCUUUCUUUAACUAAUGGCCAAGUCCAGAGGAAAAUGUGAGCAAGUUCACAACUGGUAAUUUGAAGGGACAGCGCUGCUUUAAAGACUUUCUGAGUUUGUCGCAUAGGUUUUCACAAUACCUGAAACUAAACACGUCAGGGGAUGAAAUUAGCCUGACACCCUAAUGCCGCUUGCAUACAGUAUUCUCUGUCCCCUUCCCUUCUCCAGCUCCUGUUUGCUGUUUGUGUGCUAUAGGGAUAAUGGACACACUCAAGCUGAGAAAGGGGCUGCAUUGUAGCAGCAGGGUAAAGGGCAUCUAGUUUAGUGUUUAUAGUCUGAUGUAACGGUCUUUGAAAUGAAAAGUUCCAAUGUUUUCUAUAUGUGCUAUUUUUGGAAGGGUGGAGGAAAAAGAAUUAGAGAAAAAUAUUCAGCUUGCAUUUCCACUUUGCUUCAGGUAUAGAGUACAAAUAAAAUAUGAAAAAAUGGUG